AGACGACCCCCAUUUUGCUUGUUUUUACGAGGCAAGGAUGUGCAUAGGGCGUUGCGGGUGAAGCGGUUUGUUGCCGAUCCGAUUCUUCUUACUCAAUCAUACACCUGAAUGAUCUGUGCCACAAGUUUGUGUGUUUUGCUGUUGAGGCAUUCCUAGAUCUUGUCUGGCGUCAUACUUACUUUCCUUUGCCGCUUGCACAAAAGGCACGAUGGCGAAAGCUGCUUCAGACACGAGCAAUAUGGAUAUGGAGAAGCAGGAUCACCGAGAUGGGCAUGCGAUUUCCGAUGAUGCGAAUAUGCGAUCCUGGCCGAACCCGGAAGACGAUGAAAUUGAACGCGCGAUUGAAGAAGCAGAAGAAUCGCCACAUCACGACGUGAGCCCACGAGAGAAGCCGACGGGACUCGCAGGAACUCUUUCACGAACGAUAUCGAGACGAUCAGCUGCUUCAUCGUGGCAAGAUCCAGGACCGCCGCCGGAUGGAGGUCUUCAAGCCUGGAUCCAAGUCGCAUGCGUGCACUUCACCAUCUUCUCCACAUUUGGCUACAUCACAUCAUUCGGAGUCUUUCAAACAUAUUACGAGAACACGCUUGGAGUCGACCCUUCUGCUAUCUCAUGGAUUGGCAGUAUACAAAUCUUCCUCCUCUUCGGGAUAGGCACAUUCACCGGCCGAGCGACAGACGCAGGCCUCUUCCGACCAGUCUAUAUCACCGGAGCAGUUUUCCUCAUCGUCGGCAUCUUUUGCCAAGCAGAAGCGAAGAACUUCUGGCAACUAUUCCUAAGUCAAGCGCUUUGCAUCGGCAUCGCAAAUGGUCUACAAUUCUGUCCUGCCAUGUCUCUCAUCACGACCUACUUUGCGAAGAGACGAGCUUUGGCAGUUGGCAUCACAGCUAUUGGAUCUUGUACAGGAGGCGUUGUCUUUCCGGUCAUUGUGCAGCAGCUUCUGCCCAAGAUUGGAUAUCCUUGGACUGUGCGUGUGAUUGGUUUCAUCAUGCUGGCGACGAAUAUUGUUACGAUUACGUUCCUCCGCACGCGUCUGCCCCCGAGGAAGUCUGGACCGCUGGUUGACUGGGCGUCGUUCAAGGAAUUGCCGUUUGCGCUUUAUUGCAUUAGCAUGUUCUUCAACUUCUGGGGCCUCUACUUCGUCUUCUUUUACAUCGGCUCAUAUGGUCGCAAUGUCCUCGGCGUCAGCUACCAACAAUCGAUCAACCUGCUUCUCACCGUCGUCUGCGUCGGGUUCGUUUUCCGGCUCGUACCCAACUAUUUCGCUGACAAGAUCGGAUCUCUCAAUACUCUCAUACCAUUCUGCCUUCUCUGCGGGAUCAUGAUGUUCGCAUGGAUCGGAAUACAUUCGCUUCCGGCGCUCUACGUGUUUGCGGCGAUUUAUGGAUCAGGAAGUGCCGUAAUUCAAGCCCUCUGGCCAGCAGUCAUCGGCAGCCUCAACAAGGUUCCGGAUUUGAAGAAAGCAGGUGUACGCAUGGGAAUGGCAUUUACGGUCGUGAGCUUCGCCUCUUUGACAGGCCCGCCUUUAGCAGGCGCGUUAAUUCAACAAAACGGAGGCGAUUAUCUCAAUGCGCAGAUCUGGGGAGGUCUGAGCUUCUUCGUAGGCUGCAUCGGACUCAUAGCCACAAGAUGGUCCAUCGUGGGCUGGGAUCCCAAAGGACGGAUAUGAGAAGAAUAAAAACUCGAUAUUGCUCUCCUUCCGUCGGCGUUGCUCGGUGUUCAUGUGCUGUCCCUUCUACAUCCCCUCUCUCUGCGAACAACGCCCUACAUCCCAUGCCGAAUCUCCGCCACUAUGA
Molecule: messenger RNA, 1796 nt
Organism: Cercospora beticola
Lineage: Eukaryota; Fungi; Ascomycota; Dothideomycetes; Mycosphaerellales; Mycosphaerellaceae
Biological process (GO): transmembrane transport
Cellular component (GO): membrane
Molecular function (GO): transmembrane transporter activity
Source: RefSeq, a predicted model, not a curated record